UUUCUAUUUUGUAAGUUUGCUCGUCUAAAAAAGUAUAUCGGAAGGUACCAAGCUAAGACAUUGUGGGAAAAUAUUCCGUAUCAACUUCACACAUAAUUCAUGAUGGUCUUGAAUUAUAGAUUGUAGACAUGGAUUCUAAAGAUAACCAGGUCCAUCCAAAUUCGCAAGACUAUAAUCAACACCCAAAUGCUCCAAGCUAUAACCAAGCACCACCGUCUCAGUCUAUGCAAAGGUACGAUCAAGUACCACCACAACAACAACAACAGUCAACUACUGUUGUUAUUGCACAGCCACAACAGCAUGGUAACCCACUUUUACUUGUAGACAGACACGGUAUCAGGGACUGGUCUACUGGAAUAUUUGAUUGCUGUUCUGAUGUCGGCAAUUGUUUGUUCACUUUUUGUUGUUGCUCUUGUGCUAUGGCAUCUUUAGCAUCGCGUCUUGGUGAAUGUUGUUGUACUAUGUGCUGUGUUCCUGCCGCGCCAAUAAAUAUGAGAACCAGAAUAAGGACCAUGGGUGGAAUAAGAGGCGACAUGUGUAAUGAUUGUUUGACAGUUUCGUGCUGUUAUAUGUGUGCGGCAUGUCAACAAGCGAGAGAACUAAAGAAUAUGGGAUUAUAAGGAAUACUUUAGUGUUGUUUAAUAAGCAGAAUACUAUUG
Messenger RNA from Mytilus trossulus (common blue mussel), 659 nucleotides. RefSeq names its product cornifelin homolog B-like. The record is from RefSeq and is a predicted model, not a curated record. The transcript is spliced from 4 exons. NCBI's taxonomy places the organism in Eukaryota, Metazoa, Mollusca, Bivalvia, Mytilida, Mytilidae. Bases 129 to 620 code for a protein of 163 amino acids.